Molecule: messenger RNA, 1955 nt
Organism: Ficedula albicollis (Collared flycatcher)
Lineage: Eukaryota; Metazoa; Chordata; Aves; Passeriformes; Muscicapidae
Gene: VPS51
Product: VPS51, GARP complex subunit
Exons: 10
Coding region: 1-1728 (575 amino acids)
Biological process (GO): retrograde transport, endosome to Golgi; endocytic recycling; Golgi organization
Cellular component (GO): EARP complex; membrane; GARP complex
Source: RefSeq, a predicted model, not a curated record
AUGGCGGCGGUGACAGCGGGGAGCGGGGCCGGGAGCGGGGCCGCGGGCAGCCCCGAGGCCGCCGGCGGGAGCAGCGGGGGCGGCGGGUGGCGGCGUCCCCACGGGCCGCUCCAGCGCUACUAUGGCCCGGCCACUGCCGAGGCGGCCGAGGCGGCCCCGGACCCCACCGACAUCAACGGGCCCCACUUCGACCCGGAGGCGUUCAUGACCAAGGUGCGCAGCGAGUGCCCCCUGGGGCAGCUCCUGGCCCGGGAGGCUGCACUGGGCCGGGAGAUCCGCGCCCUGGACAGUGACAUGCAGACCCUGCUCUACGAGAACUACAACAAAUUCAUCUCUGCCACCGACACCAUCCGGAAGAUGAAGGUGGAUUUCCGGCACAUGGAGGCGGAGAUGGACGACCUGGCGGCCAACAUGGCGGCCAUCAGCGCCUCGAGCGCCCGCGUCAGCGCCGCGCUGCAGGAGCGGCACCGCCGCGGCGCCCAGCUGGCCGGUACGGGUCCAGGGAGGUUUACUGGGGCGGAUCAAUGGGGAGUAUCUAGGGGGGGCGCCGACGCCGCCGCCGAGCUGGUGGCCCGGGCCGCCCGCGAGCGCGUCGACCGCUACCUGCGCGCCCUGCAGACCUUCUUCCUGGGCUGCCUGGGUGACGUGCGCCAGGCGCUGGCUGCCCCUCGGCCCCCCGGCAAAGAGGGGCCCGGCCUGCCCGACCUGCUGGCCACGCUGGCCGCCUCCGUGCUGGGCCAGCUCAAGGCCGUGCUGGCCUACGUGCAGCUCUUCACCGCCAGGGACGUUGCCUUCGCCAGCCUGCCCUACUUCAAGGGGGAGUUCUGUGUGACAGCAGUGCGUGAGGGGCUGGUGGUGGCCUUUGUGCGCUGGCUGUGCCGCACCGCCCGGGGCUUCGCUGAUGGCCCAGCUGAGCGGGGAGCUCCUGCUGCCCCCCCGGCCCUGCUGCUGCUCCUCGCCCGUCUCUGCCUGGACUACGAGAACUCCACCAUCAGCUACAUUCUCACCCUCACCGAUGAGCAGUUCCCGCCCCAGGACUCGGGGCCGGCGGUGACGCCGGGGCCGGCGCUGUGUGCGGAGGCGCGGGCGGCGGCGCAGCGGCUGCUGGACCACUACGUGCAGGUGCAGGGCGCGGCCGUGGCGCAGAUGCUGCGCAAGAGCGUCGAGACGCGCGACUGGCUGGGCACCGUCGAGCCCCGCAACGUGCGCGCCGUCAUGAAGCGCGUGGUGGAGGACAUCACCGCCAUCGACGUGCAGGUGGGGCAGCUCUUCGAGGAGGGAGUGAGGCGGGCGCAGAGCAGCGAUUCCAGCCGGCGCGCCUUCUCCGUCUACAGCAGCUCGCGGGCACCCGGCCGCUAUGCCCCCAGCUACACCCCCAGUGCCCCCAUGGACACCCACCUGCUCAGCAACAUCCAGAAGCUUUUCUCUGAGCGCAUCGACAUUUUCAGCCCUGUUGAGUUCAACAAGGUGUCGGUGCUGACGGGGAUCAUCAAGAUCAGCCUGAAGACGCUGCUGGAGUGCGUGCGGCUGCGCACGCUGGGGCGCUUCGGGCUGCAGCAGGUGCAGGUGGACGGGCACUACCUGCAGCUCUACCUGUGGCGCUUCGCCUCCGACGAGCGCGUGGUGCAGGGGCUGCUGGACGAGGUGGCCGCCAGCGCCGCCCACCGCUGCCUCGACCCCGUCCCCAUGGAGCACAGCGUCGUCGAGCUCAUCUGCGAGCGCGGCUAGGGUGAGGGACAGGGACGUGCCACACCUGGGGCCCGUGAGUCCCCUCACAUACAAGAGGACGCUUCGUGUGUCCUUCCCAGCCUUGUCCCUACACCGGCUUACAUCCUGUUGUUCAAACUCCCCUUCCCCAUUGCCUCCCCAGCCCAGUGACACAGUGUCAUCCCCCCACCUUGGUGACAUCCCCUCAUGCCUGCAGACAGCCCCUGGGUCACUAAUAAAUUAUGUGG